Molecule: messenger RNA, 1035 nt
Organism: Cyprinodon variegatus (sheepshead minnow)
Lineage: Eukaryota; Metazoa; Chordata; Actinopteri; Cyprinodontiformes; Cyprinodontidae
Product: guanylin-like
Exons: 3
Coding region: 66-395 (109 amino acids)
Cellular component (GO): extracellular region
Molecular function (GO): guanylate cyclase activator activity
Source: RefSeq, a predicted model, not a curated record
GGAGCUCAGAGAUCAGAGAAGAAACGCUGCUUUAAACUAAGAGUUAUCUUGAAUCGUCUGAAAAAAUGAGGGUCCUCGCUAUAGUCCUUGUUUUGGUGCUGUGUGUGUGGAGGGGAGCUCUGAGUGUGCAAGUCAAGGUUGGGGACAGGAGCUUUCCCUUAGAGGCGGUGAGGGAGCUGAAGGAGCUAAUGGAAUUGGAAGACGGCCUCAACCCCCAUCUUGCAGAGACAAGCAGUGCUGCAGUGUGUGCCCACCCUCUCCUGCCUCAAGUCUUUCGCCCAGUGUGCCAAGGGAAGGGAGCAGGAAUCGUUUUCUCAAGACUAGCAUACAUCAUGAGGUCAUCAGAUCCUUGUGAGAUAUGUGCCAACCCUUCCUGCUUUGGGUGUCUGGACUGAAAGAGCGAUCUGCUAAAUGCUCAAACACAUCGAUUUAGAGCUCAAGAGGGACUAAUCUUCAAUAGCUUUUUUUUCCACAUCUCUAUAUUUAAGACUUGCAUGGACACAACCCAUGCUGUCGCCCAGCAACAAGCCCAAAAGGUCCCGUGGCUCAGGGGUCAACAGAAUAGAUUUUGGAUUGUAGUUACAUUUAAUAAUGAAUAGUGCCAUUUUUAUAUACAUAUUUUAGAUGUUGUUAAUAACCUAUAAGUGCUUCAUAAUUUUUUUUUAGAGAUCUGUCACAUAAAUCUGAUGUAUGUGAUAUAGAUCAGAUUGAUGUGGGCCAAUAAAGUAGCCAGUAUAUAUAACAGAAAUUUUGUGUGUCUUUUAAGGGGCUUGUGUUUGGACGCCCAUGAUCCCUUUAACUCCAGCUUCAACAGGAUUCACUCUCUGUCCUUUAGACGACAAUCAUUUUGUUUUAUUUAAAGCUGCUCCCCUGCCUGUGUCUCCUCCAAAUUGAAGCCACUCAGCUAUAGACUGGGCAGCUAAAUGGGUCCAACAGAUCAGCUAAUGGAUAGAUAAAAUGAAAGAGAUGAACCCGGACAAUUAUUGUAAAACAGAGAUGACUCAUGCAUGUUUGUUUGAUUUUUUUCUUAAAUGA